UUGUGUUAGUAAAUCUAUGUGCCAGGACAUUUGCCUACUUAUUAUUAUUUAUUACGUGUACAAUAUCAUUGAGAAACGGCUGCAAGCCAAUCAACUUAGCUGAAAAUGGACGAGGCAUCAAAGAGGAAAUACCUAAAGAGCAAAUAUAAAGUAAAGAAAUGGGAGAGUGAGUUUAAGCAAUCUAAUGGAACAGUUCCGUCCAAGACUGACAUCAAGAAUGCACCAUCACACAUAAAGGAAGCCUACAAAACCUAUUGGAAACUAAAAACUAUAUCUUUAGAAACAAGUUUAGUUGAUGUGAGUUUUGGAGAUGAAGAUACUAUGGAUGGAUUUUCAUUUUCUUCUAUUAGUUGUUCACAAGGCGGCACAGAUGCGGGAAUAAACAACCUUGAAGAUUCAACUCUAGGGUUCGAUACUUCACUAAAUAACAAAAUCACACCAAGUGAUCAAGCUGAGGAGACAAGAUGUGAAAAUAUUACUACUGCGAUCUCUUCCACAAUACCCGUUAAUGAAACAACAACUAAUUCUGUAAUAAGUAACGAUAAAAUUCAAAGUACAGAAGAAAAUAAAAAUAGUAAAAAUGAAGAUUCAGUUUGGGGUCCACAUUUAAGUAUUGCAAAAAAGGAAGUUGAACCAAAGAAACCUAAAAUUGACAAACCGGCUGUACUUUCUCGUUUUACAGCUAAACUAUUCGCCGGUGCAAAUUUUAAGAUUAGAAACCCCAGAAAGUCCUUUAUACGUAGAGAAAAAUCUACCAGUGAUGUACCAAGUGAUAAUUCUUUGAUAGAUAAUUCAGUAUUAACCGAUGCAAACCAAAGUUUCUCCCAACCUGAGGUAUCACUGAAUAGUGGUGACACAAGUGUUCAAGAGGGGAAAGACACGCCUGCUCCCAUCGAGGACCAAAACUCACAGUUUUUAGAUUCGAAUAAUAGUAAAUUUAAAAUAGUUAAUACUUCAUCAUCCCAAAAGCAGUGCCAACCUGUUAGUAUCCUUCAGAAAACAUUACUAUCCAACAUGUCAAAGCCACUUGCAAAUCGAUCAGUUGAUAAAGGUUGGUUGGAUCGGCUAGAAAAAAUGUCCAGCUCAGAAGUUCCGAACUCUAGUGACUCUGGUAUUGAUCUAGGAGACUCUAGUGUAGUGAGUGGAGAUCCUCGAUCGUCUCCCGCGCCGACUAGUCAAGACAGUGAUGACGAUGUAGUCUGUGAUAGUGAUUCAGAAGAUGACAAGAGUAGAUCAUUUUCCUCUUUUACAAGAUUCUGUAGAACUUCUUCAGUUAGUAGGUUAUCAUUGAACACAUCAAAUAGUGAUCUCAAAAGGACCAGUUCUAGUUUAAGUUAUUUUACUCGUGUCAAUUCUGAUUCUAAAAUAUUACAGUUGGACAAGAGGGAUAUCAAGCAAACCGACGGUGAGAUUGAGGUUAGUGAAUGUAAAAAGCUAAAAAUGGAUUGCUCUGUGGUUGGAGAUACAGUUACGGGUAAGGAUGUAUUUGUAGCGACAGAUAUUCCUGCUAAAGAAAUACUAAGUAAAGAGGAUCGUAUAAUGCAUCGGAUGGCUCAAUUAGUAGAAAUUCAAAAUAAGUUGUCAAAGCCUAAAAAGGAUUCUACCCCCAAAUCUAAAGAAGAGAAGCAAAAGGAAAUUUUUGAAAAGAAAAUCACUUCUGGAAAAGCCAACGAGAACUUUGUCAAGAUAAACAUAAAAAAGAAAACUUAUGUUCGUGGUAAAAAAACCAUGACUUUCCAAAAGUACAAGAAACAAAAGUGGAAGGAUAUGAAAAAAUCCUCAAGUUACGGGGGUGAAGGAAGUAGUGUAUAUAAAUGUUUUAAAUGUGGCGACAUCGGCCACUACGCCAAGAAUUGUAUGAAAGCUUGUGACCAACUUCUUCCUCUAGAAGAUGUAGAAGAACAAGAAGAAAGUCCAUUUCCGACCCUCCAAGAAGCGGAGGAAAUGGCACUUGAGGCUUCCAAAAAGCUUGUGGUCAAACGUUUUGCAAACGAACUACCAGCCAAUAUUGUAAGUGAAAAUGCAGACCUGUGUUUGGCUCCUCCGCAACCAGUGAACUCUGACGACAUAGAGAGACUUCUGACCAAACAGGAGCCGAUAUUCAACCUGAGUGAAGAUGGCUCAGUCAUUGACACUCCACUGGCGGUGCUUGACGCCCUAUUACAGUUUGGCCACCAGACGUGGAGGCCGGGACAAGAGGCCGCUGUGAUGAGAGUAAUGUCCGGCCUCAGUACGCUAGUGACUCUGUCUACAGGAUCUGGCAAGUCACUUUGUUACCAGCUGCCUGCGUUUCUCUACCACAAAAUGCAAGGUAGAAUCACUCUGGUCGUCUCUCCGUUGGUGUCCUUGAUGGAGGAUCAGGUGGUGUGCGGCUCGCCCUGUCUACGAGUGGCGUGUCUCCACACAGCGCAGACACCCGCAGUACGCAACGCUGUUAUGGACCAGUUACGCAGCAACAGCCUGCAUGCCCUGCUGGUGUCCCCGGAGGCGUUGUCGCAGGGAGAUCGCAUCAGUGAGCUGCUACGUUGUAUGCCGCCCGUCGCUUUCGCUUGUAUCGACGAGGCUCACUGCAUCUCACAGUGGAGUCAUAACUUCAGACCGUCGUAUCUCACACUUUGCCAGGUGUUGAGAGAGAAAUUUGGAGUGAAGACGUUCCUUGGACUAACAGCGACGGCGACUCACGCAACCAUCACAAGUGUGUGUGAGGCUCUGGAACUGACUGACAUCACAAACGGUGUUAUACGAGACACUCCUCUGCCGAAUAACCUGCAACUGACUGUGUCACGGGAUAGGCAAAGGGACCAGGCAUUGGUAGCUCUGUUGCAAGGAGAGAGGUUCAGUCAGUGUAGAUCUAUCAUUGUCUACUGCACAAGAAGAGACGAGUGUCAGCGUCUGGCUGCCUACAUCAGGACAAGUUUACAGGAUGUGUCCAAGGAAGACGGGAAGGCGAAGAGAGGAAAGCUGUCUUGGAACGCUGAGGCUUACCACGCCGGGCUGACGGCUGCCAGGAGACGAGCCGUACAGAAGGCGUUCAUGUCAGGUAAAACGCGUAUAGUGGUGGCGACUGUCGCGUUUGGAAUGGGUAUCAACAAGCAGGAUAUCCAGGGUAUCGUCCACUACAACAUGCCGAGCUCGUAUGAGCGAUACGUGCAAGAGGUCGGUCGAGCUGGCCGAGACGGAGAGAUCGCUCAUUGUCACCUCUUCCUAAACACUCAGGGUGGGGACCUGAGCGAGCUGAGACGGUUCAUCUACGCAGACUCUGUAGAGAGACACAACAUCAGACGGCUGCUGCAGAGGGUGUUUGUGCCGUGUGACUGCGGAGAGACUUGUACUGGUCACGAGGUGGCGUUCUCUGUGGUGGAAACUGUGACCGCGCUCGAUCUACCAGAGGAGAACAUUGACACUCUACUCUGCUACCUGGAGCUGUACGCACGCGCUCGAGUGCGAGUGUGCAACCGCGCGUACACUAAGUGCCGCAUCCUGUCGUACAAGGGACCUAAACUGAUCCGACAGGCAGCAAAGGAGUGCCCUCCGUUAGCCGUCGCUGUAGCUAUGGAGGCGCAGAAGGGAGUCAGUAUGGACAAGAUGACCAAGCUGGAAUUCCCAAUUUUCCCUGUUGCGUCCGUCAUCCAAUGGGACAGCGGAGUAGUCAAACAACAGCUCAAGGCUUUGGAAUGGACAAAAGUUGACGGCCAGCCCCGCAAGUCAGGCUUGACAGUGGAGUUGUUCGAUUUGGGUUUCCGUGUUAUCGCGGUGGGUAACCUGACAGGUGAUCAACUGGACGCGACACUAGGUAGUCUUACUGACCGUGUGGACACACAGGAGACUCAAGCUCUACGUCAGCUGCAAGCAACCUUCACCACACUAUCACAGGUAUCUCAUCAAACUGUCGAUGAAUGUAUGGACAAAGUAGGUGACAAACGCUGUGAGGAACUCAAAUCCAAUAUUCGGCAAUAUUUUACAAGUGACUCAUUUUUAGACAACUUUCAGCUUCCAGAGGUGAGUUUAUCCAACGAGGACCAGAUUGUGGCGGACGUGCGUAAUCUCAUCAACAGCUACAUUGACGUAACGUUCACCGGACGCGCGGUGGCACGCAUCUUCCACGGCAUCGCCAGUCCUAACUUCCCUGCUCAGCAAUGGGGUCGGUGCCGAUAUUGGCGUGCUCAUCUACACGAAGACUUUAAACUUAUCGCACGCCUUGCCACACGCGAACUUAUCAAGAUGAGGUAGUGAGAGACCUAGAGCUUUGUGUGAUUUUAGUCUGCUAGGAUGUUAGAAUUUAUUUAUUUUAAUUUAAUGAUUCCAGUACAAGACUUGUAUAUAAGAUUUUAUAUGAUUUUUGACAAUAUACGUUUGAAGACUGAUGUUUUUUAACAAAGUUUUUACGACCCAUUA
Molecule: messenger RNA, 4395 nt
Organism: Macrosteles quadrilineatus (aster leafhopper)
Lineage: Eukaryota; Metazoa; Arthropoda; Insecta; Hemiptera; Cicadellidae
Product: ATP-dependent DNA helicase Q4-like
Exons: 16
Coding region: 106-4230 (1374 amino acids)
Biological process (GO): double-strand break repair via homologous recombination; DNA replication
Cellular component (GO): nucleus; chromosome; cytoplasm
Molecular function (GO): four-way junction helicase activity; zinc ion binding; ATP binding
Source: RefSeq, a predicted model, not a curated record